CAGUGAACGAGUUCCUCUGUUCUGUGAUGUUUAGGGGGUCCAGUCCGGUCCAGCCACACAGACCUGCGUCUAGAAGAGCAGGAAAAACUUCAGCAGAGACUUGUCUUCUGAUAACGAGCUCUACACAUUGUUCUCCAGACUCGGAUCAGGAGCGGAGCACUUCUGGAAGCGCGUGAACAUGGACGAUCUAGACGCCUUGCUUGCAGAUCUCGAGUCUUCCACCGCUCAUAUCUCCAAGUGCCCAGUGUUUCUUCCUGAGGAGACCCCAUAUUCCUACCCCAUCGGAGGGCACAUUUUUCAGGAUGACUCCCCUCCUCCGCCCCUGCCCCCUCCACCCACAUCUGAGGCCCUGAACGGAUCGCUGUCCCCGCGGCCGGACUCCCAGCACUCCUCGCAACAGUCUCUGGGCUCUGCUCAUAAAAGCACGUUGUCUCGGGACAGCAGUCCACCAGCCUCACAUACAGAAGAAGACCACGUUUACAGUUUUCCUAACAAGCAGAAGCACUCAGACUCGUCGGCUGCAGUCAUGACUUCUGCCCUGGGCAGCAACCUGUCUGAACUGGACCGCCUCCUUCUGGAACUCAACGCUGUUCAGCAAAAUGCCCCAUCUUUCUCCACUACAGAAGAUGUUGCACCUCCAUUGCCCCCCUGCAGUGUUGCCCACUAUAUCCAGGAAAAUGGAGCCCACCCAGGCAUCACACUGACACCAGCAGCCCAGGACAAGCCUCAGAGGAAUGGAACGAAGGGGACAGAUGAUGGCCGUCCCACUGUGGAAAGUCUUCUGAAUGAGUUGGAGAGCUCUGUGCCAUCCCCAAUGGCAAGUCCCUGUGCUCUAUCAAGUGAAUUGACAGACGGGCAGGUGGACACACCUUCCGACCAGCAAGGCAGAAUAUCAGCCACCUCCGCUACACGAGAACUGGAUGAGCUCAUGGCCUGCUUGUCCGAUUUUAAGGUGCAGAGCAAUCCAAGUUCUUUGGGCUCCCUGAACUCUGAGUCAAUGUUUGAGCAAACUACUACCAUUGCUGAAAUCCACCCUCCUCCUACGACUGCCGUGUCCAAAUCCCUGUCCCCUACCCUCCCAGGGGAAUCAAGACGAUAUUCCCCAAGUCUCUCCUCUCCUUUAAACUUUGAACUGCACAUUGUGGAGUUUGAACCAGGUGAACCGGGGGCUGUGCCUCCACCAUCCAAAGUUGUCCCAAAGCCUUCCUCUCGACUGUCUCCACCUGUAGCAUCCAGUCCUCGUUGUUCUCCAGUAUCUGACUUGGGCUUGGAUUCUUCCAUUGAUGUCUCUGCUUCCCUCCUGUCCUCCCAGGUGGAAUCUCUACCUGUUCUGUCUCAGACAAUAACCACCACUACCACACCUGCAAGAGGAGACCUUUGUAGUUUCUGGGAGGGAAGUCCUUCUGCCAUAUUGACAAGCUCUAAACUGAAGGCCUAUUCGCCUAUAACCAAGUCUCCUAGUCCAACAAGUGCCCCAGUGCUCAGCAGAACCAAUGAAAGAAGUAGCCCAUUGAUGACACCAGCAUCGAUUGAUCUGUAUCUCUCCAACUCUGAAGCAAAACCUAUAAAUCCAAUCCCAUCUCUUUCCAGAUCUCCACUUCCUACAGUAUCUGAAUCACCAUCUCUGUCUCUUCCCAAAGCUGUAUCACCCCCUCUAAUCCUAUCCUCUUCUUCGUCUGUAGUGGUUCCCAAGUCUCCAAUCCCAAAACCAUUAUCAGGACAGCCUCUCACUGGUUUUCAACCACCAACCUAUGAGCCAUCUCUUGAUGAUGCCUUGGAUAAACUCCUUGCUAUGAGCUUCAGCAGGCCUGAGAAUGAGGCUCCAAUCACCACAUCGGUGGCCUCGCAACUCACUUCGGAAGUACAACCAGAAGUUUAUGAGGAGACAAUAGUAGAAGCAGAUCGCAUGAACAUUCAUCCUGACACCUUUACAGAGAGCGAAAUGGGGGAUGGGCUCUUGGAGGAUCAGUCCGACUGCAGGAGUGAUCUUGACUGGGCUGACAUGGAACUGAAGAUGGCUUACGAAGGACCUGAUGGCUCCAUGACCCCCAUGACCGAGGCAAGCUGGAUGGAUGAAUCUCUUACACCAUCAUCUUGCCCUGGAACCCCAGAUGCCCAGAUGGACCUUCCAAUGCUGCAUACAGCUGGCACAAUGGACAGGAUCUCAGCCUCUGGACACAUCAAAUCUGUGAUUAAACGUACCAAGGAGAUCCAAAACGUCCAUCCCAUGUACCGAGACGGCCUGAUACGUAGGAAGAUGGGCCCCCUCAUUUUCCACAAGAGUAACUCCCAGGACCGGCUUAUUGAGGAACUGCAAGGCAAGCUGGGAAUUGCCCGUAAGGAUCGUCCAAAAAAGCAACAGCCAGAUGACUGGCUCACAGAAGGCGUCAUUGUCAUGUCCAACCCCAAACGCUCACGCGAAGACCACAACAGGGAGGUGGAUAAGAUAAUCAUACCUCCGGAGUCUCCUCUCCCUCAGAGGAAGGUGAUCCCACCUCCCCAGUCUCCCCCAAUCCCUCGCCCCCCUCCCCCUGCUGAAGAACCAAAACGCCCCCCUCCGGUCAAAUUAGUUCCUGCCCCUAUGCCUCCACCCCCACCACCUGCCCCCAUCCCACCUCCUAGAGAGCCGACACCACCUCCCCAGCCAACUCCACCUCCAGUUCCACCCAAGCCCCCGACCCCUGAACCUGUGGAAGUUCCUGCUCCCUCCCCAAAGCCCAGCCCUCCACCACAACCCACACCCACCCCACCACCUGCCCCUAUAGCCCCGCCAAAAGUGCUGAUGUCAGUUGGCUGCCAGACGGAGUAUGACCCACUCUUCCCUCCGCUGCAGAUUAUGGCCCAGGGGAAGGGUCCACAACCACAGGUUAAUAAACUGGACAACAUGCUGGGCAGUCUUCAGUCUGACCUCCACAAGCUGGGAGUGCAGACGGUUGCUAAGGGAGUGUGUGGCGCCUGCUGCAAACCUAUUGUUGGCCAGGUGGUAACUGCCAUGGGGCGCACAUGGCAUCCAGAGCAUUUUGUGUGCACACACUGCCAGGAGGAGAUUGGUUCCAGAAACUUCUUUGAGAGGGAAGGACAGCCAUAUUGUGAGAGAGAUUACCAUCAUUUAUUCUCUCCACGCUGCUAUUACUGUAACGGACCCAUACUGGAUAAAGUGGUGACGGCGUUAGACAGGACGUGGCAUCCUGAGCACUUUUUCUGUGCCCAGUGUGGGGCGUUCUUUGGCCCUGAAGGAUUUCAUGAGAAGGACGGAAAGGCGUUCUGUCGUAAAGAUUACUUCGAUCUGUUUGCUCCUAAAUGUGGAGGCUGUGCUCGUGCCAUCCUGGAGAAUUACAUCUCUGCCCUGAGCGCCCUCUGGCAUCCUGAGUGUUUUGUGUGCAGGGAGUGCUUCACACCCUUCAUCAACGGCAGUUUCUUCGAGCACGACGGUCAGCCGUACUGCGAGGUUCAUUAUCACGCCCGCCGCGGGUCGCUGUGUUCCGGCUGUCAGAAACCCAUCACGGGCCGCUGCAUCACAGCCAUGGGCAAGAAGUUUCACCCUGAGCAUUUUGUCUGUGCCUUCUGCCUCAAGCAGCUCAAUAAGGGCACCUUCAAAGAGCAGAACGACAAGCCUUACUGCCAGGGCUGCUUCAUCAAGCUCUUCAGCUAGAAAGAUGUCUGACUGACUGUGUGUGUGUGUGUGUGUGUGUGUGUUAUUCAGGUUCACGUGUCUGACUCUCGACAUCCCCACAUGACGUUUCUGGUCAGGUUAAAACGAUAGUGCCAUGAAACGUGCUCUCAAAAGCCAGGUUGUUUUAGAGGGUAUUAGAGGAAAGUUCAGCUGAGACUGUAGAGGGGUUUUGUUUUUGUUUUUGAGAAAGUGUGUGAAUGUUUUCUGCUUACUAAAGAGAAACUGUUUGAUGAUGAGAACAGUUCAGGAAGGAUGAUGGGAAUACGUUUGAGACACAAUCAACAGAAGGAAACGAAGCAUCAGAUAAUUCAAUGACUGGAAAUCAAACGAAUAACCAAUAAUUCAAUAAUUAGUGGAGAAUCUCAUGAAACAAUGUCCAGGUCAUAUAUUAGUCUGAAACCAAGGGAAAGAUAAGAAAUCAUAUUUUGCAUGAAAAAAAAUGUAAGCCGGUUUCAGAAUAUUAAAUAUUUUUUUGCAUUGUGGCAUUAUUUCAAAAAAAAAAAAAAAAAAAAAAUCUUCCUUAUUUUCCAAUAUUUUGUUACCAAAACAAAAUCCUUAUAGUAAUAUAAUGAAAAAAUAUAUCCUGUCCAAUAACAUUUUAUUAUUAUUAUUAUUAUUAUUAAUAAUAAUAAUAAUAAUGAUAAUGAUUAUAAUAAUAGUUAUUAUUAUUAUUAAUUAUUAUUAUUAUUAUUAUCGUUGUUGUUGUAUCUUUUUUAUUAAUAAUAUAAUAUUGAUGUUAUUUUAAAUUUCAUUAAACUCAGUAAAACAAAAAAUAACAUGAAGUAUAAAUGCUUCAUUGUUAUUACUCCGAAAAUAAACUACAUUUUCUUUUAUGCAAAAUAGGAUUUAUUCUUUCUUUUUAUUUUGGUAUGAAAUAUGGCCUGCAUUUGUUCUUUUGAGCUUCAAUUUUAGGAAAACGUUUUAUUUACUUUGCAUCAUUUUAGCAUAAAAUCUCCCCUCGGUGAAUUGCUACGUUUAGUGCCUUGUUCUGUAUUACAAAUUUAACUGAAUUUAAAAAAUACUAAAUGUGUAGUUUUCUAUACAAGAUAUAACAAAGUUCCUGAUCCAUGUUGAAGUUGUAAUUGAGAGACUGAAGUGUAUUCCUCAUGAAGUCUGUGUAGUAACAGCAAGUUUUUAAUUAUUAGUGACAUCUGGCACCCAUAGAGAUGAAUGUAUCUUACUGUUAAUCGUUCACUUCUGCCGGCACACAUAAUAACACACAUUUCCUUCAUUUUUACACUAAUAAAUCAAAACCGUAUUUUCUGAUGUCUUUAAACUAGAAUAUUUAUCUGAAGGAACCAGUCUCAUAUGGCAUUUUGGGACAUGUUUUGUAGUUAGGAUAAUUAGCUAUUUUGGUUUUAGUCACAAAACAGUCACUACAUAAACGCUGACGAUUCUAAUAGUUCACCCAAAUGUGAAUAUUAACUGAAAAUGUGCCAUCCGAGAUGUAGAUGAGUUUGUUUCUUCAUCAGAUUUGGAGAAAUGUAGCAUUGCAUCAGUGUCUCAUCAACGGAUGCUCUCCAGUGAAUGGGUGCCGUCAGAAUGAGAGUCUAAACAGCUGAUAAAAACAUCACAAUAAUCCACAGCACUCCAGUCCAUCAGUGAACGUCUUGAGAAGUGAGAAGUCAAUCUUCUGUUGUCCUGAUGUUGUUCUUCUAGCUGUGACUGUAUUGUGCAAUUCUCAAUUGUUGAAUUCAGUAUAUGAUUUGAUGAGAAAAAUGAGUAUCUGAUAUUGUCUUUCUCACUCUUAGAGACAAUUCUAGACAAUAUUAUAACUGCUGUAUUAUGAUAUCGUGACUAUAUAUUCUAUACUAAUUAUUUUUUUCCUCUAUCUUUUAGUUUCCCUCCGUUUUGCAUGAAAGUCUUAAGUGUCUUUCAAUCCUUUUAAAAGGCGAGUUUUGAAAACUCGAUGAAGACUUUCUUGUAUUUUUAGAAACAUGUUGUCACUAAAACAGACUUUUCAGAUCAAUAAUAUUAAAUUUAUAUGGCCCUGGUGUGGCUUUCUGGAUGCCUGUCAACACAGAUUGCUAUUUGAUAGAUAUACCAGCAAGUGUUUAUUAAAUGAAAGCUUUUAUAUGACCCGAUGUGCCAGAGAUAUGUUGAGAAAACUCUACUUAGAAAGUAGAAGUUACUUGUUCUGCUUUGUUUUAUGAAAUUCACUAUGAAUAUGCCUUCUUUGAUAACUCGAUUGUAAUAAUCUGUUUUGCUUCUAAUCGCUAUGUGCCAAAAGAAGGUGCGGUGGAAAUCUCGGGAUCAUAUGAUCUCCGUAUGUGUUUUAAUCACUCAUUUACACUGGUCGAAUCUUGUGCCUUUGUUUAUUUUGAGAUGUUCUAUCAUAUAAAUUGAUCUGACGCUUUUCCAUUUCUGUUCAUAAAUCAUUAUUUUACUGUCCCUUUACAAAUAUGAUCAUUUACCUAAUGUGAAGUCAGCUAUGCAUAUUUUUAUCUCUCUCCUGUAACACUGUCACGUUUUGUUCUGUGAGUAUUGGUUAUCGAUUCUAUUCAUGCAAUUAUAUGCAAAUAAAAUUGGUGUUUUAAUGCACUGAA
Messenger RNA from Carassius gibelio (silver crucian carp), 6219 nucleotides. Its product is annotated as paxillin. The coding region runs from base 179 to 3652 and encodes 1157 amino acids. The record is from RefSeq and is a predicted model, not a curated record. The transcript is spliced from 14 exons. Gene Ontology annotation, biological process: endothelial cell migration; substrate adhesion-dependent cell spreading; transforming growth factor beta receptor signaling pathway. Lineage: Eukaryota; Metazoa; Chordata; Actinopteri; Cypriniformes; Cyprinidae.